GAGAUGACGACGCACCAUCGGAAGCUGAUCUACGAAGACGUCCUGAACGUCAUGCAGCUGAGCAACAUCCAGAACUCCAUCGUCGGUGGAUUGGAGCAGCGCGGCAUUUCCGGAGGGCAGCGCAAGCGCGUGUCUAUUGGCCUGGAGCUCGCAGCGGAUCCAACGAUGCUAUUCCUGGACGAGCCUACUUCAGGUCUGGAUGCCGCCAGCUCCCUGUCCAUCGUGAACUCGUUGAAGAAGUUGGCCCAGCUCGGAAUGACAAGUGUGAUGGUCGUCCACCAGCCUCGAUGGUCCUUGUUUUCUCUCUUCGACGACGUGCUGCUGCUGGGGAAGGGCGGUCGAACGGUGUAUCUGGGCCCUGCCCAAGGUGCACAGCGCUAUUUCCAGCAGCUGGGUUUCGAGGCCCCCGAAUCCGAAAAUCCUGCCGACUGGAUUAUGGACAUCAUUGCCGGCGAAGUGCCCAAUCAUCGCAUCCCGCAGUUCAUCCCGGAGAUGCUUUACGAGCUCUGGGAGAUCAAUGCUCAUGUGGUGCAAAAGUCUGCAAGGGCCGUGGCAGUUCAGGAAAAGGAAACUUUGCCGAAAGAUGAGUGGCAUACCAUGGUCAAGAAGCUGGACGAGGAUUGGUCGAUGAUUUGCUACAAGAAUGCUCCUUCUGCAGUGGACCCAAAGAGGGAAGGUGUGCUUCGCGAGGUGGACCUCCUCCGGCUCUUGAAAUCCAUUCGACCCAGCGUUGCCGAAGACGAGGAAGAGGAAGAGGCAGAAGACAUGGCGGGCGCCAUUCGGCAGCUGCUCUCGCGCAUCGCCGGGCCUUCCGCUCUGGUCUGCACCAAGACGGAGGUUCGGGAGUUCUUGCGUGGUCUCUGUGGCGUUGUGGCAGAAGACAAGGACACCGCUGCUUCCAGAAUGGCCGAGGAGAUCGUCAAGAAGAAGAGCUCAAGCAUGGACGUCUUCGGUAAGAUGAGUUCGGCAUCUUCAGGAACGUCUCACAAGACUUCCCUCCGCGAGGACGCUCGCGCCGGCAAGGUUCCGUCCGCAGAUGCAGCAAAGGUGCGGCAUCCGGUCAUUGUGGAAGAGGAGGAAGUGCGCCACAUUACACCCCGCGAUUCGCCGAAGGUACGAUACGAGGCGCGGCAUGGCGCUCCGGUUCCCGCCACGUGCUGUGGCUCCGGAGCGAAAGACGGUUCUGGCGUGGGCAGAGAGGAGACAGAUGUUUGUGGGCAGUACGUCCGUAUUGACGGCCAAGACUCGGAGAAGGUUUCGGAGUCGGUUCUGGAGCAGGCGUUCCCAUCGUCUUUGUCAGCUUUGCGGCUACCUCCGGCCAAUGCUCACCGCUUUGGCUCGAAUAACGUACAGGCAUCCUCAGGAGAUGACGAUGAUGUCCGUGACGACGAUGCGGCCGCUGGGGUUCUGGAGGAGCGGCGUCACUACGAUGAGGUUGCAAGCAGCAAGCCAUCCUUGUCCACGGUUCCUUCCAGCGCCUGCACUCUCUCCCUGCCGGCAGUUGGCAGCUUAGAGAGCAUGGCCUCUCCAACCAAAAACCAACGGCCGAAGGAGUUUCGCGUCCUUCUGCCUCCGGGCCAGCCCCACGGUCUGACCGUCACAACAGAGGAUGGGCUCACCUUGAAGGUUCGCGAGGUCGGCGAAGGCCGAGUCAAGGACUGGAACAAUUCCAUGCCGUCCCUGCAAAUCAAGAAGCACGACCACAUCGUCCAAGUCAACCAAGUGAUGAUUGGCGCGGACGCGAUGCAAGACGAGCUUCAGAAGGACGCUUCCCUGGAAUUGAUGAUCCGAAGUCGCGACCAUCGGAAGAGCGCCGGGGUGAGCUCCAGAGCCUCUUCGACAGCCAGCGAUGCCAGCCCUUCUACCCUUCUGGGCCGUGUGGGCGCGUCAAGUGCCAAGGAGGCCACGUACAACGAUCCAGAUGCAGGCUCACCGCUGGAAGCAGUCAUCGAGGUGGGACACUUGGAAAGCGGCGCCACAAACGAGACCAGGCAGCCACUUGGAGCACGGAGGAAUCGAAGCUUCGCCUCUCAGUACAACAACCUCCGCCGUAUUGCUGCAGAGCAGCAGCCUCCUGGCUUCUGCAGGCAGCUUCGUGUGCUCCUGAAGCGCAGCUUCAUUCAGUGGUGGCGGGGCAGCUGGCAAAGAGCUAUAUUCCUCGGGGUCAUCACGGGCUCAUCCGCGAUCAUGGCCACCAUGGAUGCCUUCGUCGUCAAGGAAGCCGAGUGGCAGGCCCUGCCGGUGCUGAACCUCCACACCACACUGGCGCUGCUGAUUGCCGUGUUUUCCCUGAACCUCUUCAGUACCGACCGUCCGGUGUUCUGGCGGGAGCGGGAAAGCGGCUUGAGCGUCGCUGCCUUCACGGCCUCGAAAAUGGUAGUCAAUUCGAUUGACCUGGUUCUGCAGUGCUUCCUUCUCGCGUCGGUCUACUACAUGAUUCGUCAGCCCGUGGUCAGCUUCCUCGUCUUCUUUCCGCCCUUCUUAUUGGUGACCAUCGCCGCUUCCGGCCUGGGCUAUGCCAUCUCGACCUGUUUCCCUCCGAAGCAUGGCCCCUUCAUCACUGCA
This is a messenger RNA of Symbiodinium sp. CCMP2456, 2565 nucleotides long. Lineage: Eukaryota; Dinophyceae; Suessiales; Symbiodiniaceae. The record is from the annotation of a GenBank genome assembly.